UAUUUUCAUAUGUGUCGGACGGAGCGCGAGCUGUCUUAUGAUUUGGAUGCUUCGUCACAUGUGGAUGCUCGGCCGGAGGUGGUCCGGCGGAGGCCCCUGAGGUCAGAGAAGCACAUUUCGGCCUCAAAGGAGAACCUCUCCUGCUCCGGACCGAUUCGAGGACGUCCCUGGAUUAUGUGAUUCACAGCAGGUCUGCAGUCUUGCCUGGCCUCUGGCAGCAGAGAGAGCACGUGUUGCAGGUUCCCUGGAAGGCAGCGGCUGGAAGCUUCUGAGACUAAGACAACGAAAGCUUUGAGGCGCCGUUCACACCACGAAGUCGGAGCGGUACUUAUUCUGCUAGACAGUGACUGUCAUCACUGAGAGUCUCUGGCCCUGGGUAAUGUGCUGCUGGUAUUUUAAGAAACAUUCCUGUACUUCCUCUUUUCACUUCGCUAUCACAGCCGGCCACACUCAGAGGCACCUUGCUCUACUCACUGCCCAGCGCCGGGACCGGCCAGUCCGUCCGUCCCAGAGCAUCCCAGAGCACGUGCCGAUGCUCCUGUGGGCAUCUCUGCUGGUCCUGGCUCCAGUCUGUGGACAGCUUGAAGCUGCGUCCAAACCCGUGAUUUCCCUCCAUCCUCCAUGGACCGUCGCCUUCAGAGGAGAGACAGUGACCCUGACCUGCAAUGUAUUUCACUUCCACGCUCCAGAGAAAAUAAAAUGGUUCCUUUGGUACCUUGGGAGGAGAAUGCUACGCGAAACUCCAGGCAACACCCUGGAGGUCCGUGACUCCGGACAGUACAGAUGCCAGACCCAGGACUCACUCCCAAGUGACCAAGUGAACAUGAUCUUUUCUUCAGGCUGGCUUGUGCUCCAGGCUCCACAUGGCGUGUUUGAAGGUGACACACUGGUCCUGAGGUGCCAGACGAGGAGUCGAGAGACACUGACCUCUGUGAAGUACAUUUGGAACGGAAAAGUCAUCUCCGCCUCCAAUCAGAGCCAGGACCUUUCGAUACCACGAGCCAGUUCAAACAACAGUGGCUUCUACCACUGCACUGGGCGUGUGGACAAAAUGCACGCAUGGAGGUCAAACACCAAGUCUGUUCGAAUUCAAGAACUGUUUCCACACCCGAAGCUGAAAGUCACCCCCUCCCAGCCCACAGAGGGCAGUUCUGUGAACCUGAGCUGCGAAACUCAGCUGCCUCCAGAGCGGCCGGACACUGUGCUUCAUUUCAGCUUCUUCAGGGACCGCAGGGUCGUGCUGUCAGACUGGAGCCGGUCCCCGGAACUGCAGAUCACAGCCAUCUGGAGACAAGACGCGGGGUCAUACACGUGCGGGGCUGCUGCGGCCCAGGGCGUCCACAAGCUCAGCCCCCCGGUGCACGUCUACGUGCGGGGGGUCCCGGUGUCCGGAGUGCUCCUGGAGACCCAGCCCCCGGAGGGCCGGGCACUUGCGGGGGAGCCUCUGGUCCUCACCUGCUCCGCGGCCGAAGGCACAGGGGACACCACGUUCUCCUGGCACCGGGAGGACACGGGGGAGAGUCUGGGGAGGAAACACCGGCGUUCCCAGAGGGCGCAGCUGGAGAUCCCUGCGGUCGGCGGGAGCCACGCGGGGGGCUACUUCUGCACGGCCGACAACGGCCACGGCCUUGCCUGCAGCGCGGUCCUGAACGUCACUGUCACAGCGCUUCUAGGAGGAGCGAGGCAGUGCUGUUUCCCUCUGGCGUCCCAGCGUGGUUUUAAUGGCGAGCCAUGUCGGAGCUGCUCCUGGUUCCCCGAGUGCCCGUCAGCAGUGAUAUGUGCUCUCUUUCUCAGCGGGCUGCCGAACCAGCCUCAUGUGGCAUCUUCCCGGGUGGCCGGGGCCAAUUCCCAAGAGGCCAGAGUACAAGAAUACGGACUAUCCAGAGAGAGGGUCCCCUCAAGUGCUAAUCUGGAGCUGGUGUCUGUGGGCACUCCAGGGAACAGAAUGGGCCUCAUUGCUGCAGGACCCACUGGGGGACUGCUCAGCAUUCUUCUCCUGGCUGCAGGCCUGCUGAUUUACCGCCGGCACCAGAGGAAGUCAGGAGAUGGUUCUCCAGGAAACACAACCAGGAGCUCUCCCACCACAGGCCCAGGACAGGCCCCCCAUGGCAGGUGCCAGGGACAGAAAGACAGCCCAGUGGAGCUCCAGCAUUUGUACGGCAAUGGGAGUCUCGGAGAGGGACACUUGGUAUAUUCUGAGAUCCAGACUAUUCGACCGGGGCAAGAAGGGGAAGCCAGUGCCUCUGGAGCGUCCCUAGAGGACAAGCAUGCCGCAGUUGUCUACUCCUCGGUGAAGACACAGCUCCAAGGGGACUCUGCCGGAAAGGCCAGGUCUCAGCAUGAAGAUGCCAUGGACAGUUACGAGAAUGUCCCACCUGUGUGACUCAUCCUUGCCCCGAAGCCCCAGCUCAGUGUAGUCCUCAGGGUCCCGGGAGUGACCAGCUGGUCCCAACUGCCCACGUGCUUUCACAUCCACGACUCCUGAUUCACCGUCUCUGAACUGGUGAUGGGGCGGCCGCUGAAAGACUUGCUCAGGUGACCAGGAUCACGGGUAAGAGAAGACCCUGGACCCCUGCUCGGAGCCUAAUGUCAUGGGCUCCCCACGGUCCCGUUUAGGGAAAAGGAAGAAGGGUGGAGAAGCACUCCUGUUCAAAAACAGAAGCACAGGUUUUGGUGACUUGGGAUUUGCACAAAGGCACGCCUGAGUGACUCAGGUCUCUGCUCAAUGCGUCCCCAACAACUGUCCCACUUGGGGUCAUCUGCAUCGGUUGGCUUAACCAUGCGCAGUGCCCAGGUCCUUCCCACACCAAGCCCAGGGCCACCUCUCCUGCCUACACUGCUUACAGUCAGGAUUGCGCUGUAGACAAAAGAAUCCACACCACUAGUUUGCAGAGAAAAGAAUUUAAAUAGGGUAUUAAUUAAUUAAUUGGGGUAUUAAGAAGCAGGCUCUAGGCUGAGCUUCCAAAAGCAAAGGUAAUUAUGUUAAUGUUAUUUAAGACAAAGAUUUUUCACACUAGAGAAAAAAAUACAAAAACAAAAUUAAUAACCCUACAAACCCUAAUUGGAAAUAUCCGCAGAAGUUGAUAUCAAGCUCUUUUUAAAAAAGAUAUUUAUUUCCUAGGUCUGUCCACUGAAAAGGCCUAGAAAUAAUUAGCAACCCAACAGCAGUGAGCAUCCCUCCCAUAGGCUAUGCUUUCCAAACACAAUUUCCCACCCAAGGGUACUGGGCUGUCUUUCUUGCAGGAGGCAUGUCUUUAGUUACCGAAUAGUUGAUAUGAGAAUAAGUAAUUCUUCCAAUAAAUGAAGAAGGAAUGAAAGGCACAGAAAACCACUCUUUUGACGGCAAAUUUCAUGGAACACCCACUGAUUAGGUUAGCAUCAAAAACCAGACAGCCUAACACUCUGUGCCUCCUGAUGGAAGUAUUCAAUGUCACCUACAAAGUACUCAUGCCCAAGAUAUCAAAAUUGAAUCCAAUCAAGUUUCUAGAUCCAACAACCAGCUGACAGGAAAUACGAGGGGCUACAGCAAUCAAUAAAAUCCACGCUGUGGAAAAAUCUA
This is a messenger RNA of Acinonyx jubatus (cheetah), 3559 nucleotides long. RefSeq names its product Fc receptor like 4 (gene FCRL4). The coding region runs from base 380 to 2383 and encodes 667 amino acids. The transcript is spliced from 13 exons. Gene Ontology annotation, molecular function: transmembrane signaling receptor activity. Lineage: Eukaryota; Metazoa; Chordata; Mammalia; Carnivora; Felidae. Gene Ontology annotation, biological process: cell surface receptor signaling pathway. The record is from RefSeq and is a predicted model, not a curated record.